AUGGGCGCCGUCGUCGCCUCGGCCCCAACCGUCGGCUCAAAUUCCGAAAUCUACGACUACAAGGGUGUGCGAUUCGGCCUCGUCGACCUCGGGGGACAGAGCAGCCUGCGUUCAGCCUGGAGCCAGUAUUUCGCCGAUACGGCCGCGAUCAUCCUGGUCAUUGACUCGAACGACAGUGCGCGGUUGGGCCUGGCCAAGGCCGAGUUGCAGAAGUUGGUCAAGAAUGAGGAGCUCAAAUCCGCCCUCCUCCUCGUGCUCGCGAACAAGCAAGACCUGCCCGAACAAGCCGGGCGACUGACGCCGGCCCAGGUCUCCGAGGGCCUGGGACUGACGGACCUGCGCGAGCGCGAGUGGCAGAUCAUGGGCUGCUCGGCGCUCACGGGCGACGGCCUCAUGGAGGGCAUGGACUGGCUCGUCAACAAGCUUACGGCCAAGUAG
Molecule: messenger RNA, 438 nt
Organism: Trichosporon asahii var. asahii CBS 2479
Lineage: Eukaryota; Fungi; Basidiomycota; Tremellomycetes; Trichosporonales; Trichosporonaceae
Product: ADP-ribosylation factor
Exons: 2
Coding region: 1-438 (145 amino acids)
Biological process (GO): protein localization to Golgi membrane; vesicle-mediated transport; intracellular protein transport
Cellular component (GO): trans-Golgi network; cytoplasm
Molecular function (GO): GTP binding; GTPase activity
Source: RefSeq, a predicted model, not a curated record